Nematolebias whitei (Rio pearlfish) is the source of this 1008-nucleotide messenger RNA. RefSeq names its product chemokine XC receptor 1-like. The record is from RefSeq and is a predicted model, not a curated record. Gene Ontology annotation, cellular component: membrane. The transcript has a single exon. Gene Ontology annotation, biological process: G protein-coupled receptor signaling pathway; chemotaxis; immune response. Gene Ontology annotation, molecular function: chemokine receptor activity. The coding region runs from base 1 to 1008 and encodes 335 amino acids. NCBI's taxonomy places the organism in Eukaryota, Metazoa, Chordata, Actinopteri, Cyprinodontiformes, Rivulidae.
AUGGAGUACAAGAACAAUCUGACCGACGAUGGAGGAGACGACGGUGAUGGAAAUAUAAUCAUUUGUAAUUCUUUUGAUUUUUCAACCAUCAAUGGAUAUAUCUUCAUCUUGAUCACUAUCAUCAGUGUCAUAGGAAAUAUCCUGCUAAUAUUUGCUCUUCAUACCCAAAAAGACCUCAAUUCUGUCAUUAAAACCCACAUACUGAACCUGGCGUGCUCUGAUUUGAUCUUCACGGCUUCACUCCCAUUCUGGUCUUACUACCACCUCCACCACUGGAUCUUUGGGGACUUUAUGUGCAAAUUCAUAACGAUGGUGCACUUUGUUGGUCUGUACAGCAGCAUCUUUAUACUCACCGCCUUGACUGUGGAUCGUUUCAUUGCCGUGGUGCUGAACAAGUGGUGGAACAACAACCUGAGGAAACGGUGUGCAGUUGGUGCUUCUGUAGCUGCUUGGAUCAUCAGCAUUGCUGCAUCUGUGUAUGAUACCAGUAAAAUACAGGUGGAGGAAGACUACUACUGUGAAGCCAAUUAUGAUGUCGACUUGGGAUACUAUUUUCAAGUUUCACUGCUGUUUUUACUCCCAUUAAUUAUCAUCAUUUUCUGCCUUUUUGCCAUUAUCAUGACUGUUUUCCAGUCUACAAGCAGACAAAGGCACAAAGCUAUAGGUAUAGUGUUCUGUACUAUUUCAGCCUACUUCAUCUGUUGGGGACCCUACAAUUUUUUACUUUUUAUCAAGUUUUUGUAUGAACCCAAAGGCUGUAAGGCGGUGGAACUGUUAGAAACCACCUACAAUAUUUGUCGAAUACUUGCCUUCUCCCACUGCUGUGUGAACCCAUCACUCUGUCUGCUGUCACAGACGGUGAGAAGACAUCUGCUGAGUCGUCUAGAAGGUGAAAUUGUUUGUCUGAACAAAAGGAAGGUCACCGAGCAGAACAGAUUGGACCUCGAAACUGUGUGCUUGAGCAUCGCACCAAACUCAGCUGUCAUAGUGAAACGGGGCAAUCUUUAG